Messenger RNA from Cinara cedri, 1572 nucleotides. The record is from the annotation of a GenBank genome assembly. NCBI's taxonomy places the organism in Eukaryota, Metazoa, Arthropoda, Insecta, Hemiptera, Aphididae.
AUGUUAUGGGUCAGUGCUUCCCAACAUUUUUCGAUUCGUGGCUUCCUAUUUGAACUACGGUUUUCUCCGGGCGCCCUCGCAGUUUAUCGCAAUCAAAAAGCUAUUCUGAGUAAUGUUUGUCCCGCUGUACAACCAAUAAGGUAAAUAAAACCGACCCGCCAACAAUUGUUGUUAUCUCUUUUUUAAUUGUACAGAAAAAAAAUGUCGGGAAUUUAGAAUUGUUUUUUUUUUUUUUAAUCAAGUACUAUACUGAACAUCCACAGACGUAUUUCGACGUAAUGCGCGACAGAUUUGCAGCAUUUUUACUAACCGAACAAAAUGUCUUUUGAGAAGAAUCCCCAACAAAAGGACGCCGCGUCCCGCCGGCCCCACCGUUUCGCUGUUUUCGCUUUGGAUUUCAAAUUUAUUUUUUAGACAAGUGAAUAUUCAAAACGGUGACGCGGCGCCCCUGUGCAGACACCGAGACACUCCAGUGCGCCGCGGCGCACACUUCGCGAACCGCUGUCAUAGGUAAUACAUUAAUGAAUAAGACAUAUUGAAGAAAUAUAGAGUGGUUCGUGACAUAUUUCGCGUUCAUACGUUUCUUUUAUUUAUUUACGUCAUCGCUCCUUUUAUAAAAUUGCAAAAUCAAUGGCACAAUAUCGAUAGUCCACUAGACAGUUACAUUAAUUACAGUGUCUUAGACGCACAUAUAAUUCACUGGCUAUUAAACGAAACGCAAAUCGCGCACAAACAUUAUUUCGGUCUUGUUACCGAAUCCGUACAUUGCAUACCGCGCGUCAAUGCGCGGACAAAAACAAAUUAUAAAUAUUGUGUGGGUCGAUUCGUUGCUAAAAAAAAAAAAAAAAAAAAAAAAAUACGUCCGGACGUGUUUCGGUGUUGUCGCACCGGACAGUGUGAACGGUAUGAUCGCUUAAAGCAGCGGUUCCCGACCCAUGGGCCGCGAGCCAUAGGUGUAAUAUUAAAUAUUAUAUAUAUUUAAAAUAAUAUUAUUAUAUAUUUUUUGUUAUAUUUCUAAUCAUAAUAAUAUUUAAUCAAUUUUAACUAUAGUGUACAGUAAGUGUACAAUUAACGAUACGAUAUCGAAUGUUUGAAUGUAGUUUUAUCUUGUACAGUUCGUUGAUUAUUAAUAGGUUCUUGUUAUCUGUCAUUAGUCUGUCAUCUGUUUUUAGAAACUACUUCCCUAAAAUUGAAGAGGAAUUCCAAUGGAUCGGAAAUCCCUUCGAAGAAGAUUACUUGAAAAAAUUGAAAAUAUCAGCGAGUGAAGAAGAUUCGUUGAUUGAAAUGUCACGUGAUCAGACUUUAAAAUCGUAUUUUAAAAGUACACAAUUAGUGCCAUUCUGGUUAAACGUCCGGCAAGACUAUCCAGCAAUCGCUAAAAUUGCACUGAGAAACUUGAUGGGCUUUUCGACAACUUAUUUAUGUGAACGUGCUUUUUCGACUUUAAUUUAUUUAAAAAAUAAAUAUAGGAAUAAACCGAAUGUUGAGAGCGAUUUAAGACUAAAACUGACAAGUUUUAAUCCAGAUAUUGACUUUCUCGUGAAGAACAAGCAAUGUCAAAGAUCACAUUAA